This is a messenger RNA of Oryza sativa Japonica Group (Japanese rice), 2359 nucleotides long. Its product is annotated as QWRF motif-containing protein 2. Gene Ontology annotation, cellular component: centrosome; nuclear microtubule; cytoplasm. Lineage: Eukaryota; Viridiplantae; Streptophyta; Magnoliopsida; Poales; Poaceae. Gene Ontology annotation, molecular function: microtubule binding. Gene Ontology annotation, biological process: spindle assembly; centrosome cycle. The record is from RefSeq and is a predicted model, not a curated record.
UCUCCCCGUUUCACUCCACUUCACUCGCACUCCGAACCGAGUCGGCCGCUCCGCUCCUCCUCCUCCACUUUGUCCGCCUCGGCCGCUCGCUUCCCAUCUCGAAACCCCAAAUCCCCACGCCAACGCGCGCGGAGAUUUCCUCGAGAUCUGCCGCCAUGGUCGCCGCCGGCGCAGCGGCGGCCGCGGCGGCCGCGCCCAGGGUGAACCCGUCGCCGUCCCCGCACCGCCGCCGCGCCUCCUCCGCGCUCUCCCCGUCCAAAUCCGCCAACUCCAACGCCAACGCCAAUGCCGACGCCGCCAGGGGCGGCGGCGGCGGCGGCGGGAAGCCCAAGGGUAAGGCCGUCCCCUCCCGCUACCUCCUCGCCCCCUCCUCCAAAUCCACCUCCACCUCCUCCUCCUCCACCACCACCACCAACUCGUCGGCGACCUCCAACUCCACCUCCACCUCGGCCUCCACGCCCUCCCGCCGCUUCGCGUCGCCGCUCCCGAGGCGGUCCUCCUCCGUCGACCGCCCGCGCCCCACGAGCAAUGCGGCUGCUGCUGGUGGUGACGCCUUGGGGCCCAAUGGCGCUACCACCACCACCACGAGGAGCCUCUCUGUUGCUUUUCAGGGCCGCGCCUACUUCCUGGAGACCAGCAAGGCGAAGCCGGCCACCUCCCCUUCGCCGGUGCGGCGGCCGGUGGCGGCGGCGUCCACCACGCCCGAGAGGAGGCGGCCCAGUAUGGGCACAGUGCCGGAGAGGGGGAAGGUGUUUGAAGGUGGUCAUAGCCAGCAGAGGUGGCCAAUGUCGGCGAGGGCUGCCCAUGGGUUCGAGGGGAAUCCGCUUACCAAGAGCUUGGACUGUUCUCUGGACAAGAGGGGUGCUGCUGUGCUGGCUGCUGUGCGCUCACUGCGGCAGUCAAUGGUGUUCGAGGAGGGGGUGCGGCGCGCCUCGUUUGAUAGCGGUGACUACUUGAUGUCAUCGGACACAGAGAGUGUGUCAUCAGGGAGCAAUUCUGGGUCUCAGGAUGCAGGCAUGGGCAGAGCACGCUCGUCCCCAAAGGGGAUGAGUGUGCCUGCGCGGUUCUUGCAGGAUGCUGCGGCCAGCAGGCCGAAUCGCCUUGCAGAUCCAAGCACACCAUUCAUGACACAUAGCUCUGGGUUUGCAUCAUCUCCCAGGACAGCACCAGUCAAGAAAUCGUUGCUGAAUGGCUUUGUUUCGUCUCCACUGAAUAGGCCAAUUAGGCAGCCUUCACCAAGUAAGCUUGUAGGAUCACGGAGGAUGUCAAGCCCAUCCCAACCAAGGGGCUCUGUGGGGGUGAGUGCAUCAUAUGGAGAUCAGCAUGGAAGAAGUUCAUCUGGUUAUGGGUUGGAUAGUCAAGUGAAAAGGAGGUGGCUUGGGUGUAGUAAGGUUGACUGUGAGCACCUAUUGAGGAUUUUAUGCAAUCGACAUUUGCAGUGGCGGUGUGUAAAUGCACAGGCUGAUGCUGCACUUGCCGCGCAGAAGAUGACUGCAGAGAAAUACUUAAGUGAUGCAUGGAUUACUACCUUAGGAAUGCGUAAAUCUGUUGCUCUUAAAAGGUUUCAGCUACAACUAUUCCGGAACAAUUGGAAACUCAUGACAGUUCUAAAGGGACAAAUGGACUUUCUGGAGGAGUGGUCUUUUUUAGAGAGGGAUCAUGCAAAUUCUUUAUCUGGGAUUGUGGAAGCUCUAACGGCCACCAUUCUUUGCCUUCCUGUUACUGAUGGAGCAAAGGCUGAUAUCCAAGAUGUCAAAAACGCUGUUGGCUCUGCAGUUGACAUCAUGCAGACAAUAGGAAGUUCAAUAUGUACUUUGCUCGCUAAGCUAUCUGGGACAAGUAUUUUGGUUUCUGACCUCGCAAAAAUCGCUACACAAGAGCGCACUUUAAUGGACCAAUCCAGAGAAUUGCUGUCCACACUUGCAUCAAUGCACGUCAAAUACUGUAGCCUACAAGGGCAAAGAGUACAGACGACAACUCACAGGAGGCGUGUGCGUUCGUAGAGCAGACAACUCUUGACUCACUAACCGAAGAGUGUAGGUGCAGUUGCAAAAUCUGGUUGGCUUGCUGGACACCGAGCGAUCAGACUCUUCUGAAGAAGCUAUCGUAGUCUGCCGAUACAAGUUCUAGCGCUCUUUUGGCCCUUUUUUUGGUUCGGUAGGUUCUUAUUGCUGAGUUGAGCUAUGCCAAGCCUAUGUAGAACAGAUUAAAUGCAACUUGUAUAUAGCUGUAAUUUUAGGUGAGCAUUAGGUCUAACUAAUUUAAGGGUUCUUUUUUUGUUCGUUGGAUGACCUUCCGCCGUCGGCGCCAUCAACCAUGUCAAUGCAAUGCAGUAUAUCCUCUAUUCUUCUAUGCCAAA